Messenger RNA from Coregonus sp. 'balchen', 43613 nucleotides. The record is from the annotation of a GenBank genome assembly. NCBI's taxonomy places the organism in Eukaryota, Metazoa, Chordata, Actinopteri, Salmoniformes, Salmonidae.
AUGAUGGGAGAUGGAGUUGGGAACUGGGAGUGUCUGAGUCCGUCUGAGUUCGGUCAGCUGCAGCAGUACAGCGAAUGUGAGUACUAGCAAUACCUGUUAUACCCAUAGGUAAAUUGAGCCAAAAGUAACCUGGCAAUACCUGUGUCAGACCUGGGUCAAAUACUGUACAUAAAAAUACUGAUCUUGAUUUAGUUUUCCCUGCACAAUAGGAUCAAUGGAAUAGUCCUAAAAGUGCAAACUAAAUCAAGCUCAUGCAUUUGACCCAGGCUGAUACCUGUGAUACCCUUAGGUAACCAGCCUGAGAGUCAAUUGCCAGGUUGUGCAAGGAGUAGGGAUGGACAUUUGAAAUCAUUUCAGUUGAAUCAUCAGUUGAAGUACAUGUGUUUGUAAAAAAAUACGUUGUUUAUACUGGGGCACUUGCUUCCUGUGCAGCCUGCGCGACACGGGGGAGACAGCUUGCUAUUGCUACAGCGGGGCAGGGGGAGGGGGAGGCAGAGGGUUAGGCUAUUUCUCUGCGCUCCCCGUUCUUGUCUACAACAACUCCAUUCAGACUAAACAACAGCCUACCUGUCAGUUGCUCGUUGUAGCCUACUCCUUCUCAUUUAGUUAACUUAUGUAAUUUUAAUUCCAAUUUGCAUUGAUUAGAGAUCUCCCAGUUCACAUUGCUUGCUACACAUAGUCUCUGACUGCAGUGCCACUUUGAUUGGCCGACAAUAACAACAACCUACACGCGUGAAACCUAUGUAGGCUGCGCUGUCUUUUUAUGGGGCGAAUAUCAUAAAAACUACAUUCAAAAGUGUGUUGUUUUAUCAAAUUAAGAAUUUGAAAUGUCAUGGUAUAUUCUUGUGUGUAGCAAUGUCACAUUUGAUUGAAUUAUUUUAUAUAAAAAAAUUUACUCUCGCAAGUAAUCGAAUACUAACGUCCGUUCGGAUAUUUGAAUAUUCUAAUAACCGUGUCCUUCCCGAGUAAGGAGGCCAAAGCAAUGCACCUCCCCUUUCAAAGCCUCACUUCCUACCCAUCAUUUGCCUAGGUAGUUUGACAUAGGCUAUUGUUUUUCUUUGUGCUUGAAGUUAAGUGAUUCAUGCAAACUUGUAUUUUCCCCUCUCCAUUGACUAUUUCUAGCAUUGCACUAUUUUGCUUGUUUUUUCCUCUGUUGAGGUGACUCAUCCGUAUCAGUAGCCUUCCCACCACAGACAUUUGUUAGUCAAAAGAGAAUCCAUCACUAGUCUGGAUUUCCCUGUAAUAGAUGAACAUUCAUUUUUCACUUCCUUACAGCCUAUUGAGCUGAUACACAGCCACACAACAACUAAAUAGAUUGUGGUGUCUGAGAGAAACAUAGUUUUACUAUCUGAGGAUUCCUCUAUGCAUAGACCUCCCUAAAAACACAAUGCUUACAUUCCCUGGACAUAUACAGUACAUCUGUUGCCUAGGGAUAUACUCAAGUGUUGAGUGAGCUUGUCAUUGAAACAGAAAUUGAUUAAACACAAAGUCUAAUACAUAAACGGUUAUGUGUUAGAUUACAUCACCUCUAGUAAGGACAAAUUGUUAUUGCCAAUCUUUCCCUUGUUCAUCGGUGUAAUUUAUUGACAGCCACGGCUAAAAAUACUACUCCUGGCUCUUUCUUUGUCAUCCUCUCUAUUCAGAAAAAUGUGUUUGUGUAGCUGCUUUGAGGGAUUUUUGGUUUAUUUCAUUUUCUGUAAUUUGGCUCCAUAACAUAGCCUAUAUGGCGGUCCAGAUGAGCUGCAGAGAUCAGAGGUAAGCGGUACUGUACGCGGCUCCAUAUGUGGCGCAAUGAUCUAAGGUACUGCAUUGCAGUGCUAGCUGUGCCACUAGAGAUCCUGGUUCGAGUCCAGGCUCUGUCGCAGCCGGCCGCGACCGGGAGACCCAUGGGCGGCGCACAAUUGGUCCAGCUUCGUCCAAGGUAGGGGAGGGUUUGGCCGGCAGGGAUGUGGGUUUGUUUCCCACGGGGGGCCAGUAUAAAAAAUAAAAAAAACAUGUAUGCAUUCACUAACUGUAAGUCGCUCUGGAUCAGAGCGUCUGCUAAAUGACUAAAAUGUAAAUGUAAAUUUAGCCAAAGGGGUGUCCAUGGUGAACAGUCAAUCUCUGCAGCCAACUAAACCCCUUAAGUGGUACUGUACACUCCUGCGUUGAAACAGGUGAAAGGUAAAUACUCAGUAGGUACAUUUGUGUGGAUGCUAAACAUCACCCAGCAUUUAUUCACUGGUGUGACCCCCCCCCCCACCGCAGCCCACGCAAUGCAGGAGGCCCCAUGAGCUCUGCCCCCCCUGUAAUCGAACCCACAAUUGCUGAUGCUCCAGAUACUCAACUAGUCUCAAGAAGGCCUCUGAACCUCCCCCUCACUAGGGCUUGUUUAUUUUGACGCUGCUGUGCUAAUGAGAGGAGGAUAUUUGACAUCUAUUUACGCUGGGUUGCUAAUGGGCCCUCAGUCACAUGUACUGGAGCACCUAGACCCCUGGUGAUGGAGAUGUGUCUGGGACCUACUAUGCUGGUGGUGGGUGGGUGGAUGGCAGUGUCUGUGUUUGUGAUACUGUACAGCAGAUCUGAGUUCAAAAAGUAUUUGGUUUUUCUUUCAAAUACUUGGAGUGUUUGAUUGAGCCUGCCUUGAGUGACCAGGUAGGUGGGAUUUGCACUUUUGGGACUAUUCCAUUGUUUCCAUUGCGCCAGACAAGCUCAAUCAAGUGCAUAUUAAGUAUUUGAAAGAAUACAAGUACUAUUUGAACACAGGUCUGGUCUGUUGGAUGGGUGUCUGUGUUUGUAUUACUAUACACAUGACGUGUCUGGUGUGUCUGUUUCCAAUAUGGGUUAAUAAAGGAGAGUUAUAAUGUGUGAGGUGAAAGGUUAGUGUCCAUUACAAAGCCAUGUGUCAGUUCAAUGAGCCCAGCUGCACUACACUGAAAAGCUCGCUUUGUCCCAAAUGGCACCCUAUUCCCCCACAGGAGUCUAGUCAAAAGUACUGAACUAUAUUGAGAAUAGGGUGCCAUUUGAGAUGCAACCGCUCUUUUACUCAGUGGUCUGGUCUUAUCUUCCCCUUGCUUUACAUACGAAUUGGCUCAGUGCUGUUAUUCUCUUCUAUAAAGAAUGAAUAAAGGAAAUGAAGUCGAAGGCAAAGGAAUGUUGAUGACCUACGAUGGUGAUUUACUGUUAACCUUCUAGCUAUUGGCUGUGAUUCUUCAGUCCCCACUGCAUUUAGCCUACUGGCUUCUGUUCUGUUCUGCUGUGAUUCAAUGAGAGUCUGCAUUACAUUUACAUCAAAAUGUUGGUCAUUCAGUAGAUGCUCUUAUCCAGAGUUGUAGUGACAACAAACAAAACAAAUUAAACUAGCUGCAGCUACAGUCUAGUUAGCUGUCUGAUCUGGUUAAUCGAUGCUGUUAUGGUAAAUGGACUGGACUUACUGUAGCAUGUGUUAUCUCAGUUCAUGACCUAUUGUUAGUUGAUUCAGCAAGCAUGGGAAACCCUGGCUUAGGGCCCCGCGGCCGACCAACACUUUUUUCGUAUACAUAUUAUUUUAAGGUGCAACUUCUACAUUUUAUUGUGCAUUAAGUUUUUCUCCUGUUCUCCAGUCACUCAAUUUGCCAAUGUCAGCUAAAAACACUUUGAUUGGUAAGUUAGUCUAGUCAGCUGGGUCAUUCCAACAAUUCAGUGCCUUUUGAGGUGUGACUUCGUGGAAAGAUUUGAGAUCACCUGAUUUUAACAUUCUGUCAUAAAGAGCACAUGUUCAACUUAAUACAAAACUUGUUCUCCCAUCUUACUAUAGUAAGUGCCUAUUAAGUGCCAAAUAAAAUAACAGGGUUGACGAUUUAAUCUUAAAUCGGCCAUAAAUCCCCUUGUGACAUGGGAAAUGAAAGCUUGUUGUGUGCAACAAGGAGGAGCAAUUGAAUGCAAGCUUAAUUUUUUAUUUUUUAUUGUUAAAACAUUUCUAGCCUGUCUAUCUAUGUUAUGCUCGACUCACUCAGUUUUCCACCACAAAACACCAGAAAAUUGCCAAAAAGAGUAGAACCACACUAUGAUUUGACUAUUAGAUGUUCAAUAUUUAUUUUUAUAAAAAUGUUUUAUUAAUAGUUUCACCUCAUUAAAAUGAGAGUUCAGUUCACGUAACAGGGUUGACCUUAAUGACCUUACAUGAAAUAAAUAAUUAUCUUCAGAAAUGACUUUGUCAAAGCAACAAAAUAACUAGGGCUUUACAAUGAUGGUGAAAACUUGGAGAAAUGUUGGGGUUAAGUGGGUUUAAAUAUUCCUGGAAGUCUCAGAGGGUGCACAGAUGAACAUGUCAAAAUGCUGAAUUUGUGCACUUUUGGAAGUCUUUAUCAUAUAAAAUAAUCUGAUUUAUUAAAUUCUCCAUGUGGUCUUUAUUCUAAUAAAAUCAAAUGUUAUUUGUCAUAUGCGCCGAAUACAACAGGUGUAGACCUUACAGUGAAAUGCUUACUUACAAGCAGUUUAAAGAACUAUAAGUGUUAAGUAAACAAUAGAUAAGUAAAAAAAUAAAAACAGUAAAAAUAACAGUAGCGAGGCUAUAUACAGGGGGUACCGGUACAGAGUCAAUGUGCAGGGGCACUGGUAAUUGAGGUAAUAUGUAGAUAUAGUUAAAGUGACUAUGCAUAGAUAAUAAGCAGAGAGUAGCAGCAGCGUAAAAGAGGGGGUGCGGGGUGGGUGCAAUGCAAAUAGUCCGGGUAGCCAUUUCAUUAGCUGUUCAGGAGUCUUAUUUACAUUUUAGUCAUUUAGCAGACGCUCUUAUCCAGAGCGACUUACAGUUAGUGAGUGCAUACAUUUUUUUUUUUUUUUCAUACUGGCCCCCCGUGGGAAUCGAACCCACAACCCUGGCGUUGCAAACGCCAUACUCUACCAACUGAGCUACAUCCCUGCUGGCCAUUCCCUCCCCUACCCUGGACGACGCUGGGCCAAUUGUGCGCCGCCCCAUGGGUCUCCCGGUCACGGCCAGCUACGACAGAGCCUGGAUUCGAACCAGGAUCUCUAGUGGCACAGCUAGCACUGCGAUGCAGUGCCUUAGACCACUGCACCACUCGGGAGAAUAUGGCUUGGGGGUAGAAGCUGUUAAGAAGCCUUUUGGACCUAGACUUGGCACUCCGGUACUGCUUGCCGUGCGGUAGCAGAGAGAACAGUCUAUGACUACGGUGGCUGGAGUCUUUGACAAUUUUUAGGGCCUUCCACUGACACCGCCUGGUAUAGAGUUCAUGGAUGGCAGGAAGCUUGGCCACAGUGAUGUACUGGGCCAUAAGCACUACCCUCUGUAGUGCCUUGCGGUCGGAGGCCGAGCAGUUGCCAUACCAGGCAGUGAUGCAACCAGUCAGGAUGCUCUCGAUGGUGCAGCUGUAUAACUUUUUGAGGAUCUGAGGACCCAUGCCAAAUCUUUUCAGUCUCCUGGUGGGGGAAUAGGCUUUGUCGUGCCCUCUUCACGACUGUCUUGGUGAAUAGCCCUCUUAAAGGUAAUUUCAUUGAAUUGGCGGGCUUUUAAAAUUCAAUAUUUGAUGCACAAUUUUACAAUAUUUAAAAUAUCAAAGGGACACAAAAGGCAUUCAUUUUGUGGAACGACCCAGCAAUUUAAACUUGUAGUAAUCAUGGUUGAAUUACCGACCAGGCACGCAGGGCACGUGCCCAGGGGCCCUGACCUCCAGGGGGCCCCCAUUGAUUUAGUUAAUCACUCUCACUCAGAUAUAUUACCAUUGCAUAAGUCAUGGCAAAAUGUGUAUAAUUGCAGGAAAUAAGCUUGAAAACUGCAAAAAUGUAUCUCAACCCCAUGGCAAAAUGAAUAGAAUUGCAUGAAAUUAGUUAUAAUAUUACCAAUCUUCUCUCCUUCCCAUAGCAGAAUGUGUAGAACUGCAGGAAAUUCACUCAAAAAAUUUAACUUAGUGCUAACAAAAGGGUAGGGCCGGCUCUGGUCUUCUCAGUAAGGCGUCAACAUGCUUCCCAUCCAAAACAGUUUGGAACAGUUCGUACACAUAUUAUGACGACAUUUUGUGACGUUUUUGUUCAUUUUGGUCUUCGGCAAGGGUUUUUUCGGUUGUUCGUGCACCCAAAAAAAUUUCUCAAGACAAGCUGAAGUUCAGUAGCCGAAGUCUACACCCCUUCGUCGGUGAUUGGUCAACUGUAGGGGUGACUUGAGUUUCUUCUUCUCCCGAAACUCAGUGUGGAUUCAACAUGGCAAACAACAACAACGAUAACUUCGAGCAUCGCUUGGCCGAGGAGAUAAAGAAGUGAGCAAGACAGAAAGCAACAUGCCGUCCUCACCAGAGGAAGAGGUAUGUUGUAGUAUUUUCUAUUGUAGUCGAGGAAAAGAGUAGCAAUGUUUGCUAACAAUAGCUAGCCAGCUGGCGCUAGCUACUUGGCUGGCUAGCUAGCCUAGCAGCAUAUUCUAAAGGUAUUUACAACUUUUUGAUCAAACACAAUUCUGUCAGAGAAAGAAAAGCAUAAGCUUCCCACAUUAGUAACACUGAAGUCAAAGUUCGGUAGCAAGGUUCAGCUAGCUAAAAUGUUGCAAAAGUUUAAGCAGUGUUGAGUAGCUAGGCCAGGCCUAUUCAACCCUGCUCAAACGUUUGCAUCUUUAUAGUCUGGCUCGGUUAAUUAUAUUUGAUAUGUUUUUCAUUGAUAGUUUAGGAUGGUUUGGAUAUGUGUCCUAAAUAACCCUCUGAUUUCUUUUUUUCCAGGCACAAACACCAGUGAAUGGAGAACGCACCAGGUUUUGUUCUCUGCACCCAAGCACUGGCUGUUCACUGGCCCUCUGCACUGACUGGUCAUCGGCCCCCAGCCCAUCUCCCACACUGAGCUGCAGUGCAGAAUGGGAAACCAUCUCCAUGCAGGACCUGGGAAGCUCUAUUCUGGGCCCACCUCCAAGACCCACUCCACUGGCUUGGUCCUCACCAAUGCCGCAGAGGAGCAGCAGUAGUAGCAGGGGUGUGAAAAGAAGGGAGAAAAGAGCUGCAGACUAGCCCUUGACACAUCUCUCACAAAGGCAUUGCAAAUGAUUGAAGACAGAUCUCAAGGUCUGGAGAACGUCAUGCACCAAGCCACCAGACUCUCCUCCUUUACUCUGAUCCCCUUUUCUCUCUUCUGUUGUCCUCUUUCCUCCUCUCCUCACUAUGCACACUGCUCUCCACUCCUCUCAUUUCCCCCCUCUUCUCAUCCUCUACACAGGGCCCUGGCACCUAUAGCUGAUUUCAUGGAUGAACUAUCACCAAAACUCCGGGAGGAAUUCGAUCACCAGCUGCAUGAGUUUGUGCAUGACUUCAAGAAGGGGACCCAACGACUGGGACCACAGUGAAAUUAACAACUUGUUCUGAUGUUGUCUCAGGAAUCAGACACUAGACACUUUCAUUUUAUUAUUAUUAUUAACACUUUUGUUGUUUACAUGUCUGUUUUUCACAGACAGAUUUGUACUAUUGUACAAAUAAUUGCAAUUAUUGUCUGACUUUAAUUAUAGUAUAUUUCAUUGACACGUGUUGUUUACAUGUCUGUUCUUAGCAGAGACUUUUGUAUUGUGGUUUACUUUGAGCCCAUAUGCAUAAUAAAGGUUUAUUUUUGUGUGCUAAAAAGCUCUGUUUCUUCAUCUCAAUACAAGAUGUUUCAAUGCAUUCUAUUUGAACAUCCAGUGCUGACAACGUUGAGAAGAGCUGUGUGCCACAGACAUUACAGGAUUUGUUCUACUUGUGGUGUAGUUACCAUGUCUUCCUGCCAUGGCACACGUCCAGAUGGGGAGAGGAAGAAGUCCCUGAGCUUGUUUCUUGUUUCACUUACAAGCCGUGUCACCCUGGCACAAAAUAGUCUCCUGGGCUCUUGGAGAUUGUUGUCCCCUGCCACAAUCAGUUUUCCACUCUCCAGGUUGGCAGUUGCCAGAAGGGAGGGGCGUGUCAACAAAAGCGGGAGGCAUGUAUCGCGAACCGAACGAGUGUGCUCACAUACUCCCUUAAAAGACCUUGGAAAACGAGAAAGAAGCAGAAAUAGUACUGUUUGUCCAUCUUGAGAUGCCGUAACCAGUAUACACCUCCUCAAAAUAGUCAGAAUUAAUCUAAGAUAACUCAAGAAAUCUGUCAUUUAAUUUUGACUUUUUUGUCAAGGAGCAAUUUUACAAUGAACUAAUAAGAUGUUUGGUGCAAUAUUUCAAGUCAAAACAUUUGCAUGUAAACGAUUCGUCUGUCGUUGAACACUUCACUGAAGAAUCCCUACUGUUGGCCAAUCACCGAUGAAGGGGUGUAGACUUCGGCUUGCCUCGAGAAAAACGAACAAAAAAACCUUCACAAAAUGUCGUCAUAAUAUAUGCAACUACGGGUACUUCCAUGUCUUCAGGGUCAAUUUUUAGAAUUUUAUUUAAAAAAUAAUAAUCUUUAUGUUAAGUUCACACUACAAUCACCUCUGAUAUUUUUUAACACCUCUCUAUCAAGUAUUUUAGCUACUUUUCAGAUGCAUUUUAUACCUCAAUUUCACAGUUUUGCCCUUGUCCCUGACCCAGGCUUUUGAGCUUCUACUAUGUUUUUCUAUGAGAGAACAUUAAUAAUUACACAUUAUAUAAUGUUAUCUACUAGAGAAAGAGUCAAUUAAAUAAAAUCUAUAUCAAUAUUUAUUGUGAGUAUGCCCUUUAUAUUGUAAUUUACACAAAAAAUACCUGUCCUUUUGGUUGUGGUGUCAUUUCCACCACUGAGGGCAAAUUCCUCAUUAAUAAAGUUUUGUCAAGAGACUUAACUUAGUUACCAUGGAAAUGUAUUGCGACACUGAAGCACAUGGCUACAGCAGACAGUUGUUCCAGAUGUGAUGUCCAGAAGUUGAAGAAAAAUCUAGGUAAAUAUUGCUUGUGUAGAGAAUAUUUUUAUCGUCAGUAAUUUCCAAACAGGCUAUAAUUUCUUUACCUUGUGGUAGAAGUUUGAAAAAAAAUGUAUAAUUUUAUGUAUUUAGUGUAAACUAUAUACAAGCUAUAAUACUAGCCAAAGCAUGCUAAGCAGUCUCAUUUUUCUCCAAAAACAAUAGAAGCGUCAUUUCCAUCAGUCAUUUCCAUCACAAAUUUAACUGUGGUGGAAAUGACAGAAUGUGGUGGAAAUGACAAAAAUCCAUUAUGUUAUUACUUUUUAAACUUUUUAAACUUUAGGCUUAUUUAAUCAUGUUUUACAUUUAUUUAAUCUAGAAAAUACUCCAAGGUGUGCACAAGUUGAAAACUUAAGUAGCACUUUUCUUUGUGCUGUUUUAUUUGGUAUCUUCUAAAAACAGAGGUCACAGACAUAGAAACAAAAUAAAACAUGUUCCUAUACGAUACCAGGAACAUCUGCAAAAAGACGGAGAGAUACUGGAAGAAAAAAGAGAAGGGAGAAGUGAAAUCUAUCUCUGAGCUUACAAAGCGAGAACAAAGAAGCAAGAGAAGACAAUGGAAAUGCAACCAACGGAAUAGAAGACAUACUUUAAAGAGAACAGUUGCAAUGGAGACCUACCUAUCAGGCAACACACCACCUUAGUCACCAGAUGACUUGCAGCCAGAACAUGAGGCCAACAUACCUGCCCCUGAUGCACGCUCUGAUACCCCUUCCUCAUCUGCAACAGGUAUGAGAAGUCGAAUACUUGCUGGAAGGAAAAAGGUUGGAAGAGGUUGCUCAAAAACAUACAGAGAUCUUUGCAUGACAAAAUGUCAAACUUGAUAAAGCUUUACGGAAAGCUGAGAAAUACUAAAAAAAAGGUAUGAUCAACUGAAGAAGAAAAUGGAGAGAUUCCCCAAAGACAAACACAAAACAGCAAAUGAAGGGAACUCCGAAGAACUUGAAGGAUUUUAUUGUUUCAAAAUACCAUCAUUGCAGAGUUAAAGCAAAAGUAUCAAAAAAUGCGCAGUGCCAAGGACAAACAAGUGGCUUCAAAAAUGCUCAGAGGCAACAUCCUGAGAAAGUAUGGCCUGGUCAAAGGGCAAAUGAAAACAGGCUAACAAGUCUUCAAUACUCCAGGAAAAAGCAGUGUAACAUAAUUAGCACAGCCACAGAAGAGAAAAUCACUACAUUCUAUGAACGUGAUGUGAACAGUAGAGCAACAACAGGGAAAAAGGACACACUAACGAGAAACAAGAAAAAAAAGCAGAAGCACUUCUUGAAUGGCACAAUUCAGAACCUUUAACGGAAUUUUAAGAGGGAAUAUUCAGAGAUUAAAAUGUCCUACUAUGAAUUCUGCAAAAGACAUCCUUCCAGGAUAGGGACACAUGCCUCUGCAAAACCCAUGCCAACCUCCAGAUCAUGGCGGACAAACUACAGUAUCACAAAGUGAUCAGCUGCAGGAACAUUGAGAACCUUAUUGAGCCUUUGCUGUGAGAACCUGAAGAAAGAGUGCAUGUACACAGAGUGCUCCCUUUGCCAAGCAAAAUAGCUUAAAACAUCUGACUUUGAUGCUGGUGAGCAGACAUGGUGGUUUGAGUGGAAAAACAAAGCUGAAGAGAGAGAGAGAAGAAAAACAGAGGGAAACAUGGAGAAGUUCACUGUACAUUUGACAGUAAAAGAAAAGGUGUGUCGCACACUGCAGAUUCUACUGGAGGACUUAUCCAAAGGAUUGAAAGAGAAGUUGGGGAAACACGUCUACAACAUUCGACACCAAUACUCCAAACUGAAAGAAUUAAAAGAGUAUCUGCGGAAAGAGGAGAUCAUCGUGCAUAUUGACUUUGCAGAGAACUAUCUGUGUAAAUACACCAGUGAAAUUCAGGCAGUUCACUUUGGUGAUUCUCACAAGCAGGUGACCCUCCACACCGGUGCUGGAUAUACCACAACAUUUAAUGAUAAAGUUUCACUUUGCUCACUGAGCUCUGCAAUCUGGGCCCAUCUCUCAAAAACAUUGGCCUACUUCCUUGAGCUCUGCCCAUCGGCUACUUUUGGAAUCUUACUUUGUCUUAAAUUAAUUAAAUGUUUAACAAUGGUUGUUUGCAAUAAAAUAUUGUUUUCAUACAUUUUUUCACAUAAAUGUAAUUUCCACCACACCUUGUCAUUUCCACCACAUCCAUAUUUUUUUAGGUAAAUUAGUAUAUUAUGUAUAAUUUACAUUGAUUGUUUUAGAUAGGGAAAUCAUAUGGUUGUUAUCAUAAUCUCACAAGAAGGUUGGGUGGAAAUAUCUUAUUUUUUAUGAUAAAUCAAUGUUUUCAGCUGUCACAAAGGCAAGUUUAUACAUUCAGGUGUUGUGUUGAAUUAUUAAUAUUAGGAAAACCUUAAUCACUUAAAAUAAUAUGCAAUACAAGUUAAUGUACAAAUGUAUAAGAAAUGUGUUAUAAAUUAAUUGUAUGAUAUUUCAUUUUCAACUAAAAAGUAAGUUUAAUGAUGGGAUGGAAAUUAAAUUUGUCUAUGGCUGUCUGAGAAAAAUGACAAAAAUAUAUACAUUCCUGAAUAGUACGAUCGCAGCCAUUAUCAGAUAUUAUUUCUAGACAAAUCCAAGACAAUUAUAAUACUGGUAAAAUGGUGUUUCAAUAAAUUUUAAUUUCUGAAAGCUUGCAGGGCCAAAGUUUGCGAAGUUGCAGAAUCACCCAUGCGCAAACUGUUCUGAACCUAUUCGGAUAGGAAGCAUGCGGACGCCGUUAAGUGAACUCACCUGGUUAGAUAAGGGUUAACACUGCAUUCCCUGCAUCCCUGCCUUGCCUCAGUAUGACACCUCCUGUAGCCUCUUUAAUCCCAGGGAGAGAUUAGCAUCUCUGGGUGUAAAACACUAUUGCCCAUGGCCUGGAGGAAGUGUGAGGCCCAACUCCAGAGAUGAUUCCGUAUAUUUUAAGGUAUUUUGCACUAGAGAGAGGAGAGAGAGUGGAGUGAUUAUCCAACCUAUUAUAUUUCUAUGGUCUAUAUUUAUUGAAUCUGAGUGUGACGAGGUGUGAAAGAAGGAGUCAGGCGCAGUCCAGAGUUUAAUCCGUUUGCAUAAAUCAAACGCCCAAAGCGUCAAACGAAACUGUACAAGGGAAAACAUCCACCUUGGCAAUAACACCGAGAAAUGUAGCUCAACCGAGGUACACGCUCUCACAACAAAACAAUCACUCACAAAGACAAGGGGAACAGAGGGAACACUUAUACACAUACUAAUUAGGGGAAUGAGCACCAGGUGUGUGUGAUUGACAAGACAUGACAAGUGGAGUGAUGAGAAUGGGAUCGGCAGUAGCUAGUACUCCGGUGACGACGAACGCCGAAGCCUGCCCAAACCAGGAGGGGGGGCAGCCUCGGCGGAAGUCGUGGCACUGAGAUUAUUUAAUAUGCUAUUUAUUGUAUUCGAAAGAGGAGAGAGAAUGGGGUGUCCAGUCUAACUCCACAGAGAUUAUUCAUUCAGAUAAUGUUUGAGGGGUUUUUCUAUUCCAAACAAAUUUCCUGGCUUAAUUAGUCUAUUUGUUUAAAUAAUUAGCUAAACUUAUUUUCACCUCUGUGAAAUGUUUGCCUCAUGAUCUAACCAGAUGGUCCUCUCAGAUACAGCUUGAGCCCAAAAGACAAUCAGCACAUCCAGCAGCACUUUACCUCUAAAUAAUACGCCUGGUGCCAAAAUGACUAAAUGAUGAGGUUUAUAAAGCCUCUCUCAUCCCUGUCUCUUUCUCAGAUUCCACCAAGAAGCUCAAGGAUGUUCUGGAGGAGUUUCACGGUGAAGGAGUCCUCUCCAAGUACAAUCCUGAGCAGGUACAGUACGUCACUGCCUCAACCCUUCCCUCCCUUACACCGCUCCUCUCUUCUCCUUUCUCCUCCAUUUCCUUCCUCUCCUCUCCCUUCCUCUCCUCCCUGUCCUUAUCCUCUCCUCCCCUCCUCUCUUUUCCUCCCCUACCCUUCCUGAGUGAGAUCAUCAUUAUUUAUGUUGUUAAGACCCUGGCAAUCCCCUGACUCAGUCUCUGCUCCAUCACUGAUAUGCUUAGUCAUCCGCUUCGUUUAGACGGUAGUAAGGUGAGCAACACUUUCUCCCUCCCUCGCCCUCACCAUCAACAUCCGUCUGACGCCCUUUAACCUCGACGUGAUGACAGAGGGCCGACAAGUUAUGUCACCAUGGUGACGAGGACAGGUGGCUGACAUUUUAUUAUGGUCUGUCUGAAUGGGUCAGCGCUCCACCCCCCCUCCCCCUCCUCCUCUCCCGGCCCAAGUGCACCCCCUCUUCCUCCUUAUAACUGCAGCAUUGUGAUAUGAGUAACAGCCUCACAGCGGCUGGUUGGCGCCAUCAGAGCCCUGUUGGAUUCAGACAUCAUGUGGCCUGUGGUGUGAUCACCAAAGCCAGCAAGUGCAGGCGCCGAGCUGGUGGUAUUUUCUGCACUGUGUGGCAAGGAGCGAGGUGACUUUACCCACUGGGCACAAACUGGUUGAAUCAAUGUUGUUUCAAAAUAAUUUGUUAACGUAUUGUGACAUGGAAUCUACGUGGAAAAUAUAUUGGAUUUGAAAAAAGUAAUCAACAUAAACUUUUGUUUUGAGGGUAAGAUUUCAGCCACAGGAUUAUGUCAUCAUGGUAACCACUUUUUAACAUAGACAAACCUUGUACAAAAUAUGUUGAAUUUAUACCUUUGAAACAACGUCAAAUUUUCAACAUAAUAUCCACUAUAAGAAAAAAAACUAUAGGCAGGGCAGCACUUCCUGCUGGGGAGUUGAUCUAUCUACAGCUAUUAAUUCAGUCUACCAUUCAGGGUUUUACCCAAGCACAGCCCUGCUUAGCUUUUAUAUUUGUCAUUGACUACUACCAAUGUGCUAUUGUGAGAAUGAUUGUCGAGAAAUCUCCACUUAAUAGAUUCACUGUUGCUAUCGAAGUAGGUUCAACAAAGCAAAUGAAAUGUAACCAUACUUUAGCAAUCCUAUAUAAUCAAUGAUGCUAUAUAGGCCUAUAUAGCAUUUGUGAAGUCAUCAACAGCUAUUGUUUAAAUUCAGCCCAGGAUUCAACAAAAAAUAGACAAUACAUAUAGGACUAGAGUUUAAAGCUUUGGUUGAUUUUUAAAUGGAAUCUACAAGUUAAUAAUAAAUAUGUUGGAUUCACGUCUCCAUCUAAACCAAAAAUAAAAGUUGAAGAACAGGAUUAAAUCAAAUCAAACUGUAUUUAAAGUGCAUUUAAAGUUUGAUUUUAUUUAGUCCUAUUCGUUACCAAGCAGAAGAUAUAUCUCCUUCAAAAGUUGAUAUUUGGUUGCAUUGACAACCAAACACAAUUCAAUAUCACUUUUGCAAUACGGUAAAUAGCCUAUUAACUUGUCCACAAGUUAACAAAUGAUAUGUUGGAUUCACGUCUCCAUCUCAACCAAAACUAAAAGUUAAAGAAUAGGAUUAAGCCAGUGGCUCAGAUGGAAAUAUCCAAGCAGUUGAUACAUCUCCUUUACAGUGCAUUCAGAAAGUAUUCAGACCCCUGGACUUUUUCCACAUUUUGUUACGUUACAGACUUAUUCUAAAAUUGAUUUAAUAGUUUUUUCCCUCAUCAUUACACACAAUACCCCAUAAUGACAAAGCAAAAACAGAUUUUUAGACAUUUUUUAAAAUCUAUUAAAAAUGGAAAUAUCACAUUUCCAUAAGUUGGCAGCGAUUAUAGCCUCGAAUGACGCUACAAGCUUGGCACACCUGUAUUUAGGGAUUUUCUCCCAUCCAUCUCUGCAGAUCCUCUCAAGCUCUGUCAGGUUGGAUGAGGAGCGUCGCUGCACAGCUAUUUUCAGGUCUCUCCAGAGAUGUUAGAUCGGGUUCAAGUCCGGGCUCUGGCUGGGCCACUCAAGGACAUUCAGAGACUUGUCCCGAAGCCACUCCUGCGUUGUCUUGGCUGUGUGCUUAGGGUCGUUGUCCUGUUGGAAGGUGAACCUUUGACCUAGUCUGAGGUCCUGAGCGCUCUGGAGCAGGUUUUCAUCAAGGAUCUCCGUUCAUCUUUCCCUCGAUCCUGACUAGUCUCCCAGUCCCUGCCGCUGAAAAACAUUCCCACAGCAUGAUGCUGCCACCACCAUGCUUCACCUUAGGGAUGGUGCCAGAUUUCCUCCAGGUGUAACACUUGGCAUUCAAGCCAAAGAGUUCAAUCUUGGUUUCAUCAGACCAGAUAAUCUUAUUUCUCAUGGUCUGAGAGUCCUUUAGGUGUAUUUUGGCAAACUCCAAGCAGGCUGUCAUGUGCCUUUUACUGAGGAGAGGCUUCCGUCUGGCCACUCUGCCAUAAAGGCCUGAUUGGUGGAGUGCUGCAGAGAUGGUUGUCCUUCUGGAAGGUUCUCCCAUCUCCACAGAGGAACUUUGGAGCUCUGUCACAGAGUGACCAUGAGCUUCUUGGUCACCUCCCUGACCAAGGCCCUUGUCCCCCGAUUGCUCAGUUUGGCCGGGCAGGCAGCUCUUGGUGGUUUAAAUCUUCUUCCAUUUAAGAAUGAUGGAGGCCACUGUGUUCUUGGGGACCUUCAAUGCUACAUACAUUUUUGGUACCCUUCCCCAGAUCUGUGCCUCAACACAAUCCUGUCUUGGAGCUCUACGGACAAUUAAUUCGACCUCAUGGCUUAGUUUUUGCUCUGACAUGCACUGUCAACUGUGGGACCUUAUAUAGACAGGUGUGUGCCUUUCCAAAUCAUGUCCAAUCAAUUUAAUUUACCACAGGUGGACUCCAAUCAAGUUGUAGAAACAUCUCAAGGGUGAUCAAUGGAAACAGAAUGCACCUGAGCUCAAAUUCGAGUCUCAUAGCAAAGGGUCUGAAUACUUAUGUAAAUGUUAACGUACUUCUGUUUAUUAUUUUUAAUAAAUGUGCCUCAAAAAUGUUAACCUGUUUUCACUUUGUCAUUUUGAGGUAUUGUGUGUAGAUUGAUGAGGGGAAAAAAAUAAUUUUAUUAGUUUUAAAAUAAGGCUGUAACGUAACAAAAUGUGGAAAAAGUCAAGGGGUCUGAAUACGUCCCGAAUGCACAGUAAAUUAUGAUUUUUGGUUGAGUUGUCAACCAAACACAAUUCAAUAUUACUUUUGUAAGACAGUAAAUAGCCUAAUGUUAAGGCUAUCUUACAAACUACUGUAACAGUAUUUACUCAAACUUAAAAUGAGUAACACAUCCAUGGCCACAUUUUGAGGUUACUGUAACAAUAAAUGUCUUAUGUAAUCAUAGAAAGCGUGCAUGUUCAGGGUCGCAGGUCUGUGGAGAUCUUCACAAUUGCUGUAAUAAUCUGCACAGAAUCUCAAACGGCAUUGAUCAAACGGCAUUAAUGUAAUCUCAACUAACUGCAAUCCAGGUCAUUUGGUUAUGCUAUUAGAUCAAGCACAGUGAUAACACAUGAAGUUGCUGUAUAAAUAAACAAAAUAUCUGACAUUGUGUUCCCAUUUUAACUUUGGUGUGCUUUUAAAUGGUUGAAAGUGCAGUGCUUACAAAUUUAGGUGAGAACUAAACCAAAAAUCAGACAUUUAUUUUCCAUUGGAAUUUGGUUGUGCUUUUAGACAGUUGAAAGCUUAGUGAUAACAUAUUGGGAAUUCAACAAACUUUUGGCUGUCUUUUUGAGUGGGUGAAAAUAGGUUGGAAUCUCAUUGAUAAAAUGUAUGCACGCAUGACUGUAAGUCGCUUUGGAAAAAAGCGUCUGCUAAAUGGCAUAUUAUUAAUAUUUAUUAUUAUCAAUGUAUCUACCAAAUAUUACCCAAUUCUCCACAUUGAAAUGACAUGGUGUGCCCAGUGGGUUGUGCUCGUGUCAUCAAUUAGUCGUGCUCUUGGUGACUCAUCAAUCCUCGCCUGUCCUGGAAGCUGCCCUAAACGCCAGUGACACACCAUCAGUGGCCUCACCUCCCCCUACCUCUGACCGCCUCAUACUGUAUUUCUCUAUGAUUGAUGAGCGAUAAGGCGGACAGGGGACUGUAAAUGAAAGGGUGGAGGGGUUUCCACACACACAUACACACACACAAACACACAGACACACACACAUCCCACAGCAGGCACUGAAGCAGGUAACGUCAAUCAGAUGGAGUCUAAUUUAUGACUGGGUCAUUCAGUUGAGCUCAUCUGGCUGUGAGACUGUCAUCCCUGAGGAUCUAUGUCACUUUAGUGACCGAGGACCCGAGGAGUAACAAGAACAAGUGUUACGUUAAUAUGUAUUGAGAGAACAGGCAGGGUUGAGAGCCAGGGUUUGCUGUGCUGCCGUGGUGUGGUGGUUUGACUUGUGCUCUGGUGACAGGUCUAUACUGGAGUUUUUUAUGCAACAUUCUGCAGUUUUUACUUCUUUCUCAUGGCUUUCUUGGCUCAGAUAGUAUGGCGUCUCCUUCUUAUCCUUACCCUUUACCCCUAUCAUAACGUCUCUCUGUCAAGACUGCAUGUGCCCUCCCAUUUUAACCAUAAAUAUAUCCGAAGGGCGAGUAUGAUGCCACACCUAGCUCGCGUGGGCACAUUUUCUUUUACCCUGUUGUUGUGUUGGCAUGGGUUCCAGAAUGGAUUUGAUUGAUUUCUCGAGGCCAUCAAUGCUAACAGGGAGAUGGAGACAGCUUGAUGGAGACCUUCCAGAAAUGCCUAUCAAAUCCAUCUGGGUGCUCUUAUUGCAGACAAGCAUGUCUGUCUCACGAUAUAUGACCUUAUGGCUCUAUCUUAUUAGUUUUAUCGAUAUGUUUUUGGAAUGUGUGUGCAUGUUUGUGUGUGCUUUUUUCUCAAUCUGCUGUUACAUGAUGCAAAGUAAAGUUUUUCAUGGUUCGGGCUAGGCCCCUUAGCUCCAGUGAAGGGAAAUCUUAACACUAUACAGCAUACAAUUACAUUCUAGACGAUUCUGUGCUUCCAACUUUGUGGCAACAGUUUGGGGAAGGCCCUUUCCUGUUUCAGCAUGACAAUGCCCCCGUGCACAAAGCGAGGUCAUUACAGAAAUGGUUUGUCUAGAUCGGUGUGGAAGAACUUGACUGGCCUGCAGAGAGCCCUGACCUCAACCCUAUUGAAAACCUUUGGGAUGAAUUGGAACGCCGACUGUGAGCCAGGCCUAAUCGCCCAACAUCAGUGCCCGACCUCACUAGUGCUCUUGUGGCUGAAUGGUAACAAGUGCCCAUUCCAACAUCUAGUGGAAAGCCUUCACAGAAGAGUGGAGGCUGUUAUAGCAGCAAAGGGGGGACCAACUCCAUAUUAAUGCCCAUGAUUUUGGAAUGAGAUGUUCGACAAGCAGGUGUCCACAUACUGUUGGUAAUGUAGUGUAUCUAAAAGGCUUGAUUCUGUAGACAUACUGUACUUGAGGCACUGUUCAGAUAGGAGAGAAAGGCCAGUGCCAGUUGCACACUGCAACAUCACCCAUUUUGAAACUAUUUAAACAAACUUAAUUGUUUAAAACCUGGACAAUUUCUUGUCAUUUUAUGAGGUAUGUCUUACCUUGUUCCAACCAUAGGAAUGUUAAGGGGAUUAUUUUAUAAACACUUCUUCAUAUGCCAUUGAAACCAGUAUUUAUCUUAUGUUCUGAACUUUCUUUCGUUGUCCAGCAGCCAAAGACAUACUCCUAGUCAUAUUAAUAACCCAUGCUUGUUGUUGCGUCUUUAGAGCUUCCCUCUUUCUAAAUUUCUGAAGGAUAUUUUCAUCUCUGUCAUUAUGAAACCGCUCACAUUUGCGGUACACCUUUGAGAACAGUGUUUUCCCACUAAUUGCAUUUUGGAACAUUCGUUAUUAUAGCCUACUGCCGUUGCACAUUGCUGCACUUCUAAUGUGAAGAAAUAGCCUAAUAGUUUAUCAACAUUUAAGCUAAACGUUCUGAUCUGUUGCAUCAGCCUCAUUGGUUUUAAACUGUUGUUUUUAUGUACAGGGACUGUAUUAAUUUGGGAUCUAUCGCAUCCCACAACUGUCCCAGAGUAUGUUUGGAAUAUUUAAUUUAAUAGAAUAGGUCAACUUUUGUACUAUUGGGGAUAGUAGAUUGAGAUAGGCUAGUGCUUUUGCUGUUUGUUACUCAUCUUGUUGGUUGACGAAAAGUAAAUGUGGACAGUUCUUCUAACAUCUUCAAUAUGCUCCUCGGAAUUCGUUAAGAAGGACAUCAGCCAUGUGAGUGAUAGGUGCUUCGGAUCACGGCGAUUGGCAGCCAGGAGAAGGGAAUUAUAAUUAUUAAAUUUAGGCCGUAAGGCAUAAAAAAAUUUGCGGCCAUUACGGCCACACAAGGGUGCCCCCAGGAAAUUUGAGGCCUGGUCUUAUGACUUUGGGGUUAGAAGCUGUUCUCGGUCUCAUCGUCGUCUGUGAUCAGGCCUACCACCGUCAUGUCGUCAGCAAACUUAAUGAUGGUGUUGGAGUCGUGCGCAGCCACUAUAUAAGCAGUGGGACGGAUGCUGCCGUGGCGAAUAUACAGUGGGGAAAAAAAGUAUUUAGUCAGCCACCAAUUGUGCAAGUUCUCCCACUUAAAAAGAUGAGCGAGGCCUGUAAUUUUCAUCAUAGGUACACGUCAACUAUGACAGACAAAAAAAAAUCCAGAAAAUCACAUUGUAGGAUUUUUAAUGAAUUUAUUUGCAAAUUAUGGUGGAAAAUAAGUAUUUGGUCAAUAACAAAAGUUUCUCAAUACUUUGUUAUAUACCCUUUGUUGGCAAUGACACAGGUCAAACGUUUUCUGUAAAUCUUCACAAGGUUUUCACACACUGUUGCUGGUAUUUUGGCCCAUUCCUCCAUGCAGAUCUCCUCUAGAGCAGUGAUGUUUUGGGGCUGUCGCUGGGCAACACGGACUUUCAACUCCCUCCAAAGAUUUUCUAUGGGGUUGAGAUCUGGAGACUGGCUAGGCCACUCCAGGACCUUGAAAUGCUUCUUACGAAGCCACUCCUUCGUUGCCCGGGCGGUGUGUUUGGGAUCAUUGUCAUGCUGAAAGACCCAGCCACGUUUCAUCUUCAAUGCCCUUGCUGAUGGAAGGAGGUUUUCACUCAAAAUCUCACGAUACAUGGCCCCAUUCAUUCUUUCCUUUACACGGAUCAGUCGUCCUGGUCGCUUUGCAGAAAAACAGCCCUAAAGCAUGAUGUUUCCACCCCCAUGCUUCACAGUAGGUAUGGUGUUCUUUGGAUGCAACUCAGCAUUCUUUGUCCUCCAAACACGACGAGUUGAGUUUUUACCAAAAAGUUAUAUUUUGGUUUCAUCUGACCAUAUGACAUUCUCCCAAUCCUCUUCUGGAUCAUCCAAAUGCACUCUAGCAAACUUCAGACGGGCCUGGACAUGUACUGGCUUAAGCAGGGGGACAUGUCUGGCACUGCAGGAUUUGAGUCCCUGGCGGCGUAGUGUGUUACUGAUGGUAGGCUUUGUUACUUUGGUCCCAGCUCUCUGCAGGUCAUUCACUAGGUCCCCCCGUGUGGUUCUGGGAUUUUUGGUCACCGUUCUUGUGAUCAUUUUGACCCCACGGGGUGAGAUCUUGCGUGGAGCCCCAGAUCGAGGGAGAUUAUCAGUGGUCUUGUAUGUCUUCCAUUUCCUAAUAAUUGCUCCCACAUUUGAUUUCUUCAAACCAAGCUGCUUACCUAUUGCAGAUUCAGUCUUCCCAGCCUGGUGCAGGCCUACAAUUUUGUUUCUGGUGUCCUUUGACAGCUCUUUGUUCUUGGCCACAGUGGAGUUUGGAGUGUGACUGUUUGAGGUUGUGGACAGGUGUCUUUUAUACUGAUAACAAGUUCAAACAGGUGCCAUUAAUACAGGUAACGAGUGGAGGACAGAGGAGCCCCUUAAAGAAGAAAUUACAGGUCUGUGAGAGUCAGAAAUCUUGCUUGUUUGUAGGUGACCAAAUACUUAUUUUCCACCAUAAUUUGCAAAUAAAUUCAUUAAAAAUCCUACAAUGUGAUUUUCUGGAUUUUUUUUCUCAAUUUGUCUGUCAUAGUUGACGUGUACCUAUGAUGAAAAUUACAGGCCUCGCUCAUCUUUUUAAGUGGGAGAACAUGCACAAUUGGUGGCUGACUGAAUACUUUUUUUCCCCACUGUAUACAGUGCAUAUACAGUGUUUUGUGGAGGUGUACAUAGUGAAAGGUAUUACACUGGUACUGGCAUACUGUAGGUAGUACACUGAUACAAAGGGUUGAUAGUUAACCUGAAUAGAUGCAUUAUGUCCCACAAACUUGCCAUUGGCACAGCAUAGCUUGUUUGACGUUUGUGUCUUGAAAGAUGAAUGCAUAGCACAUACAAGUUUUAAUUAAUUUUAUACAUUUUUGGUGUUAACUAUGGCGGAUAUUGUCAGUAAAAAGUCCAAAGAUUGGAUGUUUGCACGCAUGUGUGUGUGUGUUAAGGGAAUGAGGACUAGCUUCCAAAAGAGCCGCGGGGCAGUAAGAGUGGUGUGGCCUCACCCCUGGCUAACCCUAACUCUAACUGCUUCCACACCCUUUACUACUGCUGCCAGACCGCUAUAAAGUAACCCCAUGUCUCCUUCUUACCUCUCCCUGUUCCCUCUGUCAAACAGAAGCAAGACGUUCUCAACCAAGUAAGCCACACCCGCUGCUGGGGGUCUGCAUGAUCUGUGGUUUCUGAGUAUACAGACUGCAUGUAACAUGUAACAUACUUAACCCUAUAUCAUCAGAGGCACCAAGGCAAAGGUCAAAGGUUAGGGGUCAGAAACCUGUGGUUUCAUUGUCUAACACUACAGAAUGCAUGUAAUAUACAGUACAUAACCCUAUCCCAUCAGACACCUAUAGCAUGAUGUACUACAUUACCCAUAAUGCUCUCACCCAGAGGUCAAAUGGGUCAGGUGCAGUGCUUCAGUCUGCCAGCUAUGUGUCUUUGUGACGCUCAACUUACCAACAUGUAACAACAGUGUUUCCAUAACGGAGGAAUGUUGAUGUGCCGUUUUUUCUCUUUCUUUUUCAUUUGUUUUUCAACCGCAAGGCUAAUGGCACUGAUCACUGUGUGAAUGCCAGUUCAGACAACCUCAUGCUGUUUCUGUAAAGGUAUCUGCCCUGAGUAAUCUCUGUCAAUUAUUUUACUGUGUCUGCCUGCUGAUAAAGUGACUCAGGAUUGUUUCUGUGUACUGUCUGUAUGCCUUUUACAUUUUUAAAGUUUAUACUAAUAUUACACUUUUAAAGGCUGGCUAAAACCACAGCCAGCGCACCAUCCUGUCUGAAAUCCAUGAAACCAACUGAUUUAUGUUUUCUCCAAAUUGGCCAUUUCCAGUCUCCUCUCAGCCGUAAAGCUUUUUUCCAAAAAGGCCAAAAGCGAUAAGUGUUUUCAUCAUGCUCUGUGUGUUGUAGAGAGAUGAUUGAAUAUGACAUACUCAUCUAAAAUGUAAUACUGCAGACCAUCAAUAAAACUUUCAGCAUUGCAAUACAGGCAAACAACUUUUCUAAAGGUUUCAUUCCUUUUACAUACUGAAACAGAUUUCUAGCCCCAUGCCUCUAUUAUUUCUACUGCAGAAGUAUGUGGUUUACUUUACAGGUAUUGCCUUCCCACAUAAACAAAUGAGGGACCAGGAGGCAAAAAAGUAUGGUGAUAGUGUCUUUUACUCCAUGUCACCAUUGUGUACUUUUUUGCUGCCCAGACUCUGUUGUUUACAAUAUUUAUAUCCAAGGUAUCUGACUCUUCUUUUUCCUCUAUCUCUCUAUCUCUCCAUCAAUCCGUGUGUGAGCAGCCCAUAGACUAUGAUGGUUUCCAGCUCUUCAUGACCACCUACCUGGAGAACGACAUCCCUGAGGAGCUGUGUCAGCACCUGUUCACCUCCUUCAAGAGCAAGACAGGGGGCUGCUCUCCUGAGGGGCCCCGCGCUGGAGCAGGACUGCUGGGUGAGUAGUGGCCUCCCUCACCCUGGUGGCGAUUUACUCUGGCUGGGACUGGUGAGAACCUGGGUCGUGUUCAGUAGAGCAGUAGGGUUUAUUUUUUCGUUUUUGCAACAGAAAACGAAUAUCUGUGUUCUUAUUGGACAAGUUCAGGUAGUACCUUCCCUUUCCAAAUUGAUUCUCAAUGUUUUCUAACCUACUGAACAUGACCCUGGUAUAUAUCAACAGUCUUUCCUGGCUCUCAAAAGCAGUUGCAUUUGAACUGGGGUUGAUUGAGUAUCUGGUUCUUGAAUGGAUGGAAUACUACUGUAUGCAUCUCCCAAAUUAGAUUCCCUCGCAGGUUAACCCUGGUCUCAGGGAGAGUGUCCUUCUGCUACAGAUUGUAGUCAAGGGAGUUAGUGCAUCUGCCUCUGCCUGCAAUAAGAAAAUUCUCAAACACUUUCCAAAAAAACACAAUGCAAACACUGCUGCUUUACUUGCCAUGGCAGAUCCUUCAGGAAUACACACACACAAAAACAACAUACACACACACAUGUUCAUGUACCAUUUGAAUGAACUGAUUAAGCGUAAAGUGGUGCUGGAGUGGUCACAAACAGGGACAGCUAUGGAGCUAUGGUUUUGGUUCCUUACUUCCACUGCACCUGGACAGCUUGUAAACUGUGUAUCCUCCUCCGCCAUAUGAGUUUAUAUAUAGGACCUGUGUGGGCUCUAACAGCCUGCCUGGCUGUCCCUCACUGCUGAACAGCUGAACACUAGGGGACAGAUGGGAGGAAUCUAACCCCUCUCCAAAUGGAAAGAUAGAGGGAUGGGAUGGAGGGAUUUGAAUGCGAGCCCACCCAACCAUCUGAGAUGGAGAGAUGGAGGGAGAGCGAAAGAUGGAGCGAGAGAGAGAUGGGGGAGAGGUGGUGUUACUCCUCCUGAGCCUCUUCAUUGGAUCAGAUGUGGAGAAGAAAAAAACAACACAGCCUACACUGCCAUCUGGUGUUGGAUCUCUCUACUAACCUCCGUGGGUGUGCAGAAAUGAGAGGAUCAGAUAGAUAGAUACACAUUUACCCAGCUAGUGUCUGUCUUUCCCUGAAGACUUGUUUUCCUAAUAUGACUGUGUAUGUCUGUCUGUCUGUCUCUCUCUCUUCGUAUUUGUUUAUCUCUCUCCCCCUCUAUUUCUCCUUUCUCUCCUCUCUCUCUCUCUCCUUUCCUCUCUCUCUCCUUUCCUCUCUCUCUCUCUCCUUUCCUCUCUAUCCUUUCCUCUCUCUAUCUCCCUCUCCUUUCCACUCUCACUCUCACUCUCACUCUCUCUGUCAGUCACAUCAUGGUUUUAUCAUUCAGGACCAGAGAGGCUUGCGUUGCCUUGCCUGAAUCCAUCUCCCAGUCCCCAACAAAAAGAGAAGGAAUAAGUCUUUCUAGUGUGCUGUUGACACUAUUCUUCCCUCCUCUGUCAUGAUAGAAGGUCUCUUUUGUUGUGUGCUGGAGAGGUAGGGGCCACAGUUCUCUAAUAGGUUGAUAUUCUGCUUUCCUCACAGGGCCAAACAGACUCUUUCUUUUAUCACUUUCAUUACUUCCUGUCCUUCCUUGCCUACAGCACCAGUAGAGGAUUUUACUAUACGGGCCAAUAGGAACCUGCUUCAUUAAUGAUCCUCAUGAUCCUAGCAAUGCAUUGGUUAGAAGAAUGUGUUAUUGUUUGACUAUAGACAAGGUCCCAUAAUUGGUCUAUAGUCAUUGAAGCACUAGUCUGCUCCUUUAGACUACCGCAACCUCUAAUCUGCUUUGUCUUUUUAUAUUGCUUUUUAAAAUGUCACCAGAUAGAUUUUUACUAUAUUUUAUUAUAUUUUUAUUUAAUUGGAAAUGUAUUGAAUUUAGCCUUGGCUAUAAAUAGAAUCCCUCCCACAUUGCCAGACAAUAUAAAUAUAUCUGACUCCUUCUCCUUCCCCUUUAAAACAGCCUAUAUCACACUCCUUCUAGUGCAUUGCUUUCACUUUCUCUGUCUUGCUUUUCUUGCCCUGGUGUGUCUGCAGAGCCGCGUUCCAUUGAUGCAGGCAUCUCUAUACAGACUGAAGUGGCCUGUGCCCCCAUAACAGGUACCACUGCCACUGCAGGACAACAGGACAAUGUCUAGAUAACCCUACUAAGACUCAAGGUCCAGCUACUGUCUGUCACCAGUGUUUGACUGUUGUUUUAAAGUGACUUGUGAUCUGUGUUUUGGUGCAGGUGACAUGGUAGUACUCUGUACAUGGCUCAGUGGAAUUGCAUUUGUUGUAAACUAUUGUUUUGUGUGUGAAGUAUAUCUCACCUGACCUUUCUGUGGCGUCCUUGUUACUGUUGUGGAAAAAAAAAGUCCAGUUGUUGGUUUUGUAUUUGUCAGUUUGAAUCUCUCUUCAUGACCCUUGGUUGGAAAGCGAGGUAUCUUUACUUUUUGUUGUUUGUUGUGAAGGCUUAAUCCUCAAUGCUAAAUGUCUGCUUCUGUAAACACAAUUGUUUGCAAAGUAACCAGUCCACUGCCUACCUAUCUUGCUUUGUCUUUCCUGAAAUCAUCUUUCCCCCUCAUCUCCCCCUUUCUGUCUUCUAGGAAUUAAUGGGAAGAGCAUCCUGACAGCAAUGGGCCGGCACACGCCAGAGCAUUCCAUUGUGAUGGCCACAUGUUCAGGUGCCAUGUCCACCUCUCCCUGCUCCUCCCGUUCCUCCUCACAGCGCUCUGGGACAGGGGCCCACACGCCCGGGGGUUCCUACCACUCACCUGCCUGCACCCAGGCCAAACCCUCCACAGGCAGCAGUAGUAAUGCUCUGACCCCCACCCCAGCCAAGUCCCCAGCCUCCCCUCGCCUCUCCCCAGGUAAAUACCUUGUUCAGGUACUGUAGGCAAUUACACUGUUUUCCUGGAAAAGUUGUGACGCAUGCUGUAUUAGACUAUGGUAUUGCCAUAAACAAUGGAUUCCAAUGAUAUCAAUGUUACAGAAAUAGCCGAAUCCACUAAUUUGAAGGGGUGUCCACAUACUUUUGUACUGAUUUUCACUCACAGCAAGGCAUUUUAGCUAGCAGUUUGAUAAAGUGUGCAGGUCAGUAUUGUCUGAGCUGUGGCCAUUGAUUUAUGUUAGCUCAGUACUUUGCAAGGCAAUGUAGGGCAUGUGUAUUGGUAGCUACCUAAGCUUUACCAGCGUUACACAGGCUAUGCAAUUCAUUGGAUUUGUUUUAUGUGUCUAUCACAUCAUAUCACCAUAUCCAUAUCACCAUGCCAUAUCACAUUUCAAUCUGCCAUGUUGUUUAGUCAUGCUCAUGGUCAUUGCUGUAUGACAUCCCCAUCACACAUUGAUCUCUUGUUACAUUACAUCCAUAGAGAGGAUCAGAGCAGAAAAGAGGAGGAGUCCGUCAACCCAGAAGGGCUCCCCCUUACCCUCCCCCCAGGUGGUGUUUCUGAAGGACAUUGUGUGUUACAUGUCCCUGCUGGAGAGGGGCACACCAGAGGACAAGCUGGAAUGUGAGUUACAGGGGUUGGUUGGAGGCAAGUUUGUAAUGACUUGUGGCUGAAAGACCAAGAGAGGUCAUGUAGAGUCAAGAGGUGUGUCCCUAAACCACUCAGAAAGACAUCCUACCACAAUUUGCGAGGAUUAGUCAAAUUGAUUAAUUCAGAUAAUACACACAGAAAAAUGCUGGAUUAAAAACAAUCCAAUUUGGGUUACCCAGCGCUACGUAACUAUUGGACAGAACACAUGCUGGGUGAUUUUAACCCAGCCAGUUGGGUUGUGUGAAUAACCCAACAUGUUGGGUUGUUUGUAUCACCCAAACAUGGGUUAAUUUAGCCAUCAGUUGGGUUUUUAUUAACUUUCAUACUGGGUUGACCCAGCAGCUGGGUCUUUUUUAAUGGAAUGGGUUAUUUUCAGGAGGUGUGGCCUAUUAGGGGCAUGGCCUUCAGAUAGUUUUUUGGGGCCAUACGUGAGAGUAAAUGUUAUUCCUGCUCAUGUUAAGUUUGUACACUGCAAAUGUUAAUUUUUGUUGAAUAUUUUUGCACAUUACAUAUUUUUUUAUAAAAUUAAUAACAUUAUUAUUUACAUAUUGUAACAAACAUGGGAUAUGCAUACGCUCUUGAGGAACUCAUAUGUGUAAGCCUCAUUAAAACUACAAAAGUGAACAAUGCACCUUAUCAUGUGAUAACAAUACAACAGAACAGAUAAAACAGAAUUACAUUUACUCUUGCGGGUGACCAAAAAUAACUAUCUGAAAGCCACACCCCUACUAAGCCACGCCUCCAGUCUUCUGAUCUAACCCACUGGGUCAUAUCUCAAUAACCCAGCAUCAACAACCCAACCUUGCUGGGGGGGUUUUCGUACCCCCUUUUUCUCCCCAAUUUUGUGAUUACGAUCUUGUCUCAUCGCUGCAACUCCCCAAAGGGCUUGGAAGAGGCGAAGGGCGAGUCAUGUGUCCUCCGAAACAUGACCCGCCAAGCCGCGCUUCUUAACACCUGCUUGCUUAACCCGGAACCAGCUGCACCGAUGUGUCGGAGGAAACACCGUUCAACUGACGACCGAAGUCAGCCUACAGGCGCCCGGCCAAACCCUCCCCUAACCCGGACGACACUGGGACAAACAACCCAACUAAAUGACCCAACGCCUGCAACCCAGCAGUUGGGUGAUCCAAACAACCCAUCAUUUUUUAGAUUGUACAUUUAAUUAUUUAAGCAAUUAAUGUUUACAGCCCUAUUUAUGUGGCCAAAUACAGUCGAGCUGUCACACACACACACACACACACACACACACACACACACACACACACACCUGCCUACACACGCAGUAGUACAGUGAGUGACUGGUUGUCAGCAGUGAGUCAGGUGUCAUCCUCCCCUGGGGAUUAGCUCCUGUCCUCGUUAGCCCCUUGACAUCCUAAGCCUUGGUGUGUCUAAUAGACUUCUUUAGCAUCGGGAGCUAUAUCCGCACACCCUGACACAGCUAAUCUCAGCAAACCGAUUCCGACAUCUCAACAACACAGAAGUACAUGUCACGCUCUAUUACCUCCCCCAGCUUCAACACAGGAGUGGUGUCGUUUGGCGCUCUAAUACUUCCCCGGCUCUCCAGAGGGGGGUCUCACUGGGAAUGAUAGCGGUGCUAACAGGGACUCAUUAUAGCUGAAUCAUGGGGUCCCUUUUCUCUCUUUCCCCUCUAGUCAUGUUCCGGCUGUACGACACAGAUGGCAAUGGAGUACUGGACAGCUCGGUAAGUCUGGCCCUCUCUCCUCUUCUCUUUUCUCCUCUCCUCUCACCUUCUCUCCUCUUCUCUCCCCAGUCCAAUUACAUACCAACCCUCCCACUAGGCACACCACGUAAUUUCAACGUGGAUAAUUGGGUAAUAAAAGUACGGUGCAAUUGAUCAAUGCCGUUCGAGAUUCUGCACAGAUUAUUAUAGCAGUUGUGAAGAUCUCCACAGACCUGCGACAACCUAUGCAUGCUAUCUUGAACAUGCACGCUUUAUAUGAUUACAUAAAAAUACAUUUAUAGUUACAGUAACUGCUCCAUCUCAACCAAAAAUGUUAAAGAAUAGGACUAAAUCAAAUCAAAUGCACUUUACAUAAAGUUUAAUUUGAUUUAAUCCUAUUCUUUAACUUUGAUUUUUGGUUGAGAUGGAGAUGUGAAUCCAACAUAUCAAUUAUUAAUUUGAAAACAAACUGGAAUUAAAGCCACACAUAUGGAACUAUCCAAGCAGAAGAUACAUCUCCUUCAAAUGUUGAUAUUACGUUGCGUUGAUACCCAAACACAAUUAAAUACACACUACCGUUCAAAAUUUUGGGGUCACUUACAAAUGUCCUUAUUUUCCAUGAAAACAUACAUGAAAUGAGUUUGAAUAGGAAAUAUAGCAAAAUGCAUAGGAAAUGUAGUCAUUGACAAGGUUAGAAAUAAUGAUUUUUAAUAUAAAUAAUAAUUGUGUCCUUCAAACUUUGCUUUCGUCAAAGAAUCCUCCAUUUGCAGCAAUUACAGCCUUGCAGACCUUUGGCAUUCUAGUUGUCAAUUUGUUGAGGUAAUCUGAAGAGAUUUCACCCCAUGCUUCCUGAAGCACCUCCCACAAGUUGGAUUGGCUUGAUGGGCACUUCUUACGUACCAUACGGUCAAGCUGCUCCCACAACAGCUCAAUAGGGUUGAGAUCCAGUGACUGUGCUGGACACUCCAUUAUAGACAGAAUACCAGCUGACUGCUUCUUCCCUAAAUAGUUAUUGCAUAGUUUGGAGCUGUGCUUUGGGUCAUUGUCCUGUUGUAGGAGGAAAUUGGCUCCAAUCAAGGGCCGUCCACAGGGUAUGUCAUGGCGUGGGCGGCAGGUAGCUUAGUGGUUAAGAGCGUUGUGCCAGUAACCGAAAGGUCGCUGGUUCUAAUCCCCGAGCCGACUAGGUGAAAAAUCUGUCGAUGUGCCCUUGAGCAAGGCACUUAACCCUAAUUGCUCCUGUAAGUCGCUCUGGAUAAGAGCAUCUGCUAAAUGACUAAAAUGUAAAAAUGUAAAUGUUGCAAAAUGGAGUGAUAGCCUUAUAAUAAUAAAAUAAUAUGCCAUUUAGCAGACGCUUUUAUCCAAAGCGACUUACAGUCAUGCGUGCAUACAUUUUUGUGUAUGGGUGGUCCCGGGGAUCGAACCCACUACCUUGGCGUUACAAGCGCCGUGCUCUACCAGCUGAGCUACAGAGGACCACAGCCUUCCUUCUUCAAGAUCCCCUUUACCCUGUACAAAUCUCCCACUAAAGCACCCCCAGACCAUCACAUUGCCUCCACCAUACUUGACAGAUGGCAUCAAGCACUCCUCCAGCAUUAUAUAUUAUUUUCAUUUGGUCUGUGUCUCACAAAUGUUCUUCUUUGUGAUCUGAACACCUCAAACUUCGAUUUGUCUGUCCAUAACACUUUUUUCCAAUCUUCUGUCCAGUGUCUGUGUUAUUUUGCCCAUCUUAAUAUUUUCUUUUUAUUGGCCAGUCUGAGAUAUGGCUUUUUCUUUGCAACUCUGCCUAGAAGGUCAGCAUCCCGGAGUCGCCUCUUCACUGUUGACGUUGAGACUGGUGUUUUGCGGGUACUAUUUAAUGAAGUUGCUAGUUGAGGACCUGUGAGGCGUCUGUUUCUCAAACUAGACACUCUAAUGUAUUUGUGCUCUUGCUCAGUUGUGCACCGGGGCCUCCCACUUCUCUUUCUAUUCUGGUUAGAGCCAGUUUGCGCUGUUCUGUGAAGGGAGUAGUACACAGCGUUGUACGAGAUCUUCAGUUUCUUGGCAAUUUCUCGCAUGGAAUAGCCUUCAUUUGUCAGAACAAGAAUAGACUGACGAGUUUCAGAAGAAAGUUAUUUGUUUCUGGCCAUUUUGAUCCUGUAAUCGAACCCACAAUUGCUGAUGCUCCAGAUACUCAACUAGUCUCAAGAAGGCCAGUUUUAUUGCUUCUUUAAUCAGCACAACGGUUUUCAGCUGUGCUAACAUAAUUGCAAAAGGGUUUUCUAAUGAUCGAUUAGCCUUUUUAAAUGAUAAACUUGGAUUAGCGCAAACAACGUGCCAUUGGAACACAGGACUGAAGGUUGCUGAUAAUGGGCCUCUGUACGUCUAUGUAGAUAUUCCAUAAAAAAUCAGCCGUUUCCAGCUACAAUAACCAUUUACAACAUUAACAAUGUCUACCCUGUAUUUCUGAUCAAUUUGAUGUUAUUUUAAUGGACAAAAAAAUUGAUUUUCUGUCGAAAACAAGGACAUUUCGAAGUGACUCCAAACUUUUGAACGGUAGUGUAACUAAAUAUCGUUACAUUUGAAAUCAACCAGAGCAUGAAACCCUAGGCCUAGGGUUUCAAUAAAAUAGUCACACAUCAUGACUUUUUAAACAUUGUGUUGUGUAACAGCCUGAAUUAAAAAUUUAUUAAAUUGAGAUUUUGUCUCACUGGCCUACACACAAUGCCCCAUAAUGUUAAAGUGGAAUUAUGUUUGAAGAAGUUUUUACAAAUUAAUUACAAAUUAAAAGCUGAAAUGUCUCCAUUCAAUAAGUAUUCAACCACUUUGUUAUGGCAAGCCUAAAUAAGUUCAGGAGUAAAAAUAUGCUUAACAAGUCACAUAAUAAGUUGCAUGGACUCACUCUGUGUGUAAUAAUAGUGUUUAACAUUAUUUUUGAAUGACUGACUUCAUCAUCUCUGUACCCCACACAUACAAUUAUCUGUAAGGUCCAUCAGUCGAGCAGUGAAUUUCACAGAUUCAACCACAAAGAAGGGCUCCUAUUAGUAGAUGGAUAAAAAUAAAAAAGCAGACAUUGAAGUUAUUAAUUACACUUUGGAUGGUGUAUCAAUACACCCAGUCACUAAAAAAAGAUACAGACGUCCUUCAUAACUCAAUUGCCAGAGAGGAAGGAAACCACUCAGGGAUUUCACCAAUGGCUGUGAUUGGAGAAAACUGAGGAUGUAUCAACAACAUUGUAGUUACUCCACAAUACUAACCUAAAUGACAGAGUAAAAAGAAGGACGCCUGUACUGAAUCAAAAUAUUCCAAAACAUGCAUCCUGUUUGCAAUAAGGCAUUAAAGUAAAACUGCAGAUAAUGUGGCAAAGAAAUGAACUGUAUGUCCUGAAUACAAAGUGUUAUGUUUGGGGCAAACACAACACAUCACCGAGUACCACGCUUCAUUUUUUCAAGCAUGGUGGUGGCUGCAUGAUGUUAUGCGUAUGCGUGUCAUCGACAAGGACGAGGGAGUUUUUUAGGAUAAAAAGGAACGUAAUGGAGCUAAGCACAGGCAAAAUCCUAGAGGAAAACCUGGUUCAGUCUGCUAUCCAACAGACACUGGAAGACAAAUUCACCUUUCAGCAGGACAAUAACCCAAAACACAAGGCCAAAUAUACACUGGAGUUGCUUACCAAGACGACAUUGAAUGUUCCUGAGUGGCCUAGUUACAGUUUUGACUUAAAUCGGCUUGAAAAUCUAUGGCAAUACUUGAAAAUGGCUUCUAGCAAUGAUCAACAACCAACCUGACAGAGCAUGAAGAAUUAUUUUAAGAAAAUGUGCAGAUAUUGUACAAUCCAAGUGUGCAAAGCUGUUAAAGACUUACCCAGAAAGACUCACAGCUGUAAUCGCUGCCAAAGGUGAUUCUAACAUAUAAAUGAGACAUUUCUGUAUUUAAUUUUCAAUAAAUGUGCUAAAAUGUAUAAAAACAUGUUUUCACGUUGUUAUUAUGGGGUAUUGUGUGUAGAUGGGUGAGGAAAAAAAUCUAUUUAAUCAAUUUUGAAUUCAGACUGUUACACAACAAAAUGCAGAAUACUUUAGGGGUAUGAAUACUUUCUGAAGGUACUGUAUUGUCUAUUUUAGGUUAAUCCUGGAUUGAAUUGAAACAAUAGCUGUUGAUGACUUUGCAAAUACUAUAUAGUCAUAAAUAGCAUAAUUGAUGAUACAGUAUAUGAUUGAUAGAGUAUGGUAACAUUUAAUUUGCUCUGUUAAUGCUACCCUUUCGAAUGACUUCAAUAGCAACAGUAAAUCUAUUUCAUUUUUAAAUUGGAGAUCACUCAACGAUAGCACAUUGGUAAUAGUCAGUGACAAAUAUCAUAGCUAAGCUAGGCUUGGUUAAAACCCUGGAUGGGAGACCAAAGAGUAGCUGUAGAUAGAUCAAUUCUCCAGUAGGAGGUGCUGCCCAGCCUAUAGUUUUUUUUUCUGAUAGUGGAUAUCAUGUGACAUUGUUUCAAAGGUACAAAUUGAAAAAUUUUCAUACAAGGUUUGUCUAUGUUGAAAUUUGGUUACCAUGAUGACAUAAUCCUGCGGUUGAAAUUGUACCAUCAAAACAACAGUUUACGUUGAUUACUUUUUUCAAAUCCAAUGUAUUUUCCACGUAGACUCCACAUCACAAUACGCUGACAAAUUACAUUGAAACAACGUUGAUUCAACCAGUUUGUUCCCAGUCAGCUGUUUCUAUUAAAUUGUGCAAAAGCUACAUUCUUAGAUCUCUGCAACAGUAUAGCCUGUAUGAUGAAUCAUAGUAUAAUGAAUCAACGAGGGCAGAGUAGUUAAUCAUUCUAGUCUCUGCUGAGCUGAACUGCUUGCUGGUGUCCAGCAAUAGAAAUCAUGAAUGCACAGUCAAAGGAUACAAUCCUCAUAGGAUGAUGUGGAUGUAGAUUAUAUCAGAGGACUUGUAGUCUGACUCUGGGUGACUUCAUGUAUUUUCAAGGAGACUUCCUAUGAUCUCCCAUUCCACAAUGUGCAGGGUUGUCUCGUUUCCUAAACAGAGAAGUAGAACAUGUGUGAUUGUAAACAUGAAUGAGCCUCAGUGUUGUUGUGGUCCCCUCUCGGUCAGUCUAUUGUUAGUAAUGUUGUGCCCUCUUUAUGUGUGUGGAUGAGUUCAUUUGUUAUCAAGAAGACUGCCACAGUGGUGUUGUUGUGGUCUAAUGUUUUGCUCUCUUCCUGUGUGUGUAGGAACUGGACCGCAUCAUCAAUCAGAUGGUCCACGUGGCAGAGUAUCUGGAAUGGGACUCUACAGAGCUGCGACCAGUAAGGAUGCACACAGCCUUAUGUGUCUUGUUUCCCCUGUUCCCAAUAUAUUGGGGCGUUGGAGUAGGUCGACCUGAACAGGCUAGCUUAACUACAGUGACGAGGAAACAUUGGAACGUUACAGUAUUAUAAUAUUACUGGACUCAUCUGCUGUCCUCCCCGUCUCCUUGUGUUCUAGAUCCUGAAGGAGAUGAUGGAAGAGAUAGACUAUGACCGAGACGGAACAGUCAUUCUGGAGGAGUGGAUCAGAGGAGGCCUCACCACCAUCCCUCUGCUGGUCCUGCUGGGCAUGGAGACGGUAAGACACUGUGUGUGUGUGUGUGUGUGUGUGUGUGUAAUAUAAUAUGAUAAUGGAUGCCAUAUAACAGAUGCUUUUAUCUAAAGCGACUUGCAGUACAGUGAGUGCAUACAUGAGAGCAUACAUUUUAGUAAGUGUAUGAUCCCUAUGGGAAGAGAGAUAGUGUUUGUGUGUGUGUGUGUCUCUGUGAGUGCGUUUGGGGCGGCAGUUCCAAAAAAUCUCUCUCUCUCUCUCUCUCUCUCUCUGUAGAAUGUGCAGGAGGAUGGGCAGCAUGUGUGGAAACUAAAGCACUUCAACAAGCCAGCCUACUGUAACUACUGCCACACCAUGCUGCGGGGAGUCCGCAAGCAGGGCCUCUGCUGCUCUAGUGAGUCUGUGUGUGGCCCUCAGUUCCACUCUCUCUCUCCUUCAGUCCCUAUUUCUGUCCCUCGUUGGCAUUCACUACUCCACUCUCUCUGUUCUCUCUCUUCCUGAAUGCCUUUCAGUUCCUCUCUCUGUCUUUCAACCAGAUGCUUGUCUCUAUUUCUCUCUGACUCUGUUAUCCCAUCCUCCAUUCUGUGAAUAACAAACAUGACUGCAUGACUAAUUAAUGAUCUACUAUCAAGGCAAGGUUUAUGUUAUCACUGGGUCAUGAAAGGGUUGGUCUUACUGCUCAGUGUUCAUCCACUGGUUAACUGUCUCUCUCUGUACCUCUGUGUUUCAGUAUGCAAGUACACAGUCCAUGAACGCUGUGUGUCCAAAGACAUCGCUGCCUGCAUCAGUACCUACGCCAAGUCCCGCAGACACACUAAUGUGAGUAUUAUACAGACAACUACACACAGACACACACACACACAGUGACGAUAUUGUCGUGUGUCAUUACAGUAUCUAUUAUGUGCCUAUGUUUUAGAAAACUUGUGACAAAUAUUGAGAAAUAUAUGCCUACCCUUUACUAAACGACUCACAAAUCUCUUGCGUGCAUUACUCAUGCUAGUGUAAUCCUCUCAAUCAGUGAGCUUGACCAUGACUCAGGCUUACAAUAUCCUACCUUAAGUGACUCUUUAGUGUGAUGCCUUAAGCUGACCCAGAGCUAACCCCUAACCACCAUCUGACUAACGUUGUGAGAAUAGAACGCCCUGCCGUCGCUAAGCAACCUGUUUUGGCAGUUGGCCGAGUGCUAAGGACUGGAGAGGAGCAGAAGGAUCAUGGGAACAGGGACUCACACACACACACACACACACACCCCUACGCAUGGGAUCAUGGAGGCAGGGAGAUCAUGCAGCGCUACUUAUGUUGUUAACCGGUCUCUAUAUAUAAAAUCUGAUUUAAUUAGACCCCUUCUGGAAUGAACUCACAGACCUUGAAAUUGUCCCUCUAAAGCCCCCUCUCUCUCUCUCCAGAUGGAGGUCUACUCUGUUUCUGCGCCACUUCACUUUCUCAAGUCUGGUUCACUAGCAGAUGAUGCCUUUCAGAUGGCCUUUUAUUUUUGUAGAUAUCUGACACUAAAUAUAGCACGUUUAGCACUAGAUUUAUGUUGUGACCUUUUAAUUGGGAUUGUUCCUGUCUCUAUCUCUCUCGCUCUUUCUCUCACUCUCUCCUUUUUCUUCCGUCCCUCCAGGCUAUGCAGCACGUGUGGAUGGAGGGAAACUCUCCUACUAAGUGCGACCGCUGUCACAGAAGUAUCAAGUGCUACCAGGGCUUAACGGGCCUACACUGUGUGUGGUGUCAGAUCACUGUAAGUAGUACACACUCAGGGCCAUAACUACAUAUGAGGACACUGAGAUAAUAAAAAUAUAUAUUUUGUACACAAAGAAAAUCAAUAUGAAAAUAUUAAUCCCAGCGUUGAUCAAAGCUCAGAACGCUUAUAUUCUUGAUCUGACUGAGUUCUAAUCGCGCUUGCCUCUUUGCAAAUGAGUGGAAUCAUGAACAGUGGUUUGUUCGUUAUGUUCAGCUGCGUCCCUGGAUUUGCCUCCCGGAUUUGCCUUUUUAGCAGCACAAUCACCACUCUCUCAAACGGCUAACUCCACCCUCUCAUGGCACAGGCUGAGGGCCUGAGACGUGAAACGAACUACCCCAGCUCGGUGUCGGCUCAAGUAAGCAAACAGCUGACAGUGCGUUUGCAAGAUGCCGGACAAAAGGCCAUUUUAGAACCGCCUGUGACUCCUGCCACAUUUACAGACAUCCCCCAAACAAACAAAAACUACUCUCAGAGAAUGAGUGCACAACUGGUAAAUAGUUGCUUAAAAAUAUGUCAAUCAGUCAGGUGGCUAGCUGCCGGCAGAGACUUCUAUUGCAGUAAUGUUGAAGGGCUCUGGCUAGUAUUACUUAAGAAGCUAACAUUAAACAGAGCCUACCUCAGUAGGAGCAAAGAAUAGGCUACUAAAUGCUCAUAAUAACUUUGCUUUACAGAGAGUAGGCUAACUGAGACAGACAGUUAUAUGGCGCUAGGUGGGGAGGCUGAGGCAGGCUGCAAUGCAUGCAGGAGGAAGCUGAGGAUAGAGAGAGUUUAGUACAGUGGUUCCCUAAUUUGGGGUCAGGGCCCCAUGUGGGGUCCCCCGAGAAAAUCUGUACUAAUCUUAUCAAACAAGUUAGGAACUAAAAAAAAUAAGAUAUGUUUCAAUAUGAACAUCUCCACAUGGCCUGUAUUCCAUAUAGGCAUAGGCCUAUAUUAAAAUGCAAUCAAAAUGCAAACAAUACAAUUCUAAAAAUGUCAUACGUUUUCAUUUGUAUCGUUGGUUGUUCGUCUUAAUCUCAAUCGCCCACUGGAGUUUAUAGUUUCCCCAUUACCCACCUUUUUUUACCAUUACAUCACUGAUAUUAAUACAGAAUCGUAAGUAUUAUUCUAAUAAUUCAUGUGAAUGUGAUUAAUACGAUCAUCUGUGUGCUCCAUUGAUGAUACGAUCAUCUGUGUGCUCCAUUGAUGUCUGUUUGUGCAGAGGUUGAUUAGUAAUGCCUAGGAAUACAAAGUGAAAGCUAUAUAUUUUGAAAAAAAUAAUGUAAAGAGUUGAUGAUUUUAUGCAAAUUCAUCAUUGCUAUGUGUCAGUGUGAAUCAUUUGUCAUAUUUCCCCCCUUUCAGGGGUAUAACAUUACAAUUGUAUAGCUAAUGUGAUGUGUUUGUAGAUUAAUGUGAAUGAACCUACCUUUUGUUGCUGUUCUCCAAAUUGCAUUUUCUACGUUUUUAAAUUGUAUAGAAAUGCAGUAAAUUAGCUUCAACCCCCCCCCCCCCAUUUUCUAAUUUCGACUUUACCUUAGAUGUCCACUAGAUGUCACCAUUAGGUAAAUGUUCAGAUGAAAACUCAAACUGUGGUACCUCAAACCACCAGUAAGGGGAGUUCAAAGAGCUUGCUUGGGUGGUCAAUUUAUAUAUAUAUAUAAUUUAGUAAUGGGCUCAUCCCUGUAGUAUCACAGCAGGCAUUCAUUCAUCCUCAGUCUUAGAAGCAGCUACUGUACUUUGCAUUAAAUCAGACUUUGUCAGACAUCAAUCAAGGGAAAGAGGAUAUAUUGGGCGGCGCACAAUUGGCCCAGCGUCGUCCGGGUUUGGCCGGUGUAGGCCGUCAUUGUAAAUAAGAAUUUGUUCUUAACUGACUUGCCUAGUUAAAUAAAGGUAAAAUAAAUUUCAAUAUCAUUUAUAUUUAGUUAUUAUUAGCUUUCAACUUUUAUAGGGCUUUUAAGUGAAGUGUUUUGCAUUGUAUCUGGUACUAUUAUGCAAUAUCUCCUCAUUCUCUUUCUUCUCCUCCUUCUCUGCUCUUUUCCUCCCUCCAUUCUCCUCAUCCUCCUCCCUGAUCAGCUCCAUAAUAAGUGUGCGUCCAACAUGAAGCCGGAAUGUGAUGGAGGAGCCCUUAGAGACCACACUCUACUCCCCUCUUACAUCUGCCCUGUCGUCCUGGUGAGAUCACAUGCCGUAAAUCUCUAAAUGUUUUAUCUCCAAUACUUUCAAUGCUGAAAAACCCCCUUGAGAUAUAUAACUAUAGGCCCACAAUGGUAUACACCACAGGAGGCUGAUGAGUGGACGACAGCUCAUAAUAAUGGCUGGAAUGGAGUUAAUGGAAUGGUAUCAAACACAUGGAAACCAUGUAUUUGAUGUGUUUGAUACCAUUCCAUUAAUUCCGUUCCAGCCAUUACUAUGAGCCCGUCCUCCCCAAUUAAGGUGCCACCAGCCGCCUGUUGUAUACACCUUUUGUCCAAUUUCUCUGUCACAAUUCAUAAACACACAUUCAUAUUUCUGUCUAUUUAUGUGUCUCUAUGUCUGCUGGCCUAUCUAUCUGUCUGUAGGACCGUCAUUCUGUUGUGAAGCGGGGUGAAGGGGACUCCCCGCCCAGCACCAGCCCUGAUGACCCGAGUCAGAGCUUCAAAUUCACAGGAGACGGACAAGCACUGCAGGUGAGUGAAUCGAGCCCAGAGCAUGUUCAGAGCCUUGGAGUCUGUUGUGUUCGCUCAUGGCAGGCUAAAGUGUGUGUUGAUUGUGUAUCCAUGGAUAUACACUAUAUCUCAUUAGACUGUCUCUGCUCUCCUGUCCAGAUCACUCCUCUCCCAGGCACACAUCCCCUCCUGGUCCUGGUCAACCCAAAGAGUGGCGGGAGACAGGGAGAGCGGUAAGUGACAUAGAGCACAAAUUUCCUAGGUGGAAAAGGUCCGGAUGGAUAUUGUCUAUCACCGUAGUAAAAAAAAAAAACACCUCGCGACCCAUGUGACCCCAAACUGUUCACUCCCCUCUUGUUGGCAUAAAGAAAAUGUUGCAGUUUUUAAGCAAAUUUCCUGCAAUUCUACAAAUUUUUCCAUAGGACAGAUAAAUUGUUUUGCAGGUUUAAAGCUAAUUUCCUGCAAUUCGACACAUUUUGCCAUGUCUUAUGUGUGUUCAUAUGAUAUCUGAGUGAGUCAAAUUUUUGUGUCACUGGCCUACACUCAAUACUCCAUAAUGUCAAAGUGGAAUAUUUCACAAAUUCAUUAAAAAUGAAAACCUGAAAUGUCUUGAGUCAAUAAAUAUUCAAGUCCUUUGUUAUGGCAAGCCUACAUAAGUUCAGGAGUAAACAUGUAAGUUGCAUGUACUCAUGUGUGCAAUAAUAGCGUUUAACAUGAUUUUUGAACGACUACCUCAUCUCUGUACCCCACACAUUAUCUGUAAGGUCCCUCAGUCGAGCAGUGAAUUUCUAACACAGAUUCAACCACAAAGACCAGGGAGGUUUUCCAAUGCCUCGCAAAGAAGACUCAAGAGACAGAUUCCAACAUCUGUAAAAUGUAAUACUUCCCCCCAAAAAACAAAUCCUCCUCCAAAUAUGGUAUUUUACAGUUAAUACCGUCAAUAUUGUUAGAUGGGUAAAAAAAAAGCAGACAUUGAAUAUCCCUUUGACCAUGGUGAAGUUAUUCAUUACACUUUGGAUGGCGUAUCAAUACACCCAGUCACAACCAAGAUACAGGCAUCCUUCCUAACUCAGUUGCCGGAGAGGAAGGAAACCGCUCAGGGAUUUAACCAUGAGGCGAAAAAACUAAAACUAUUACAGAGUUUGAUGGCUGUGAUAGGAGAAAACCGAGGAUCGAUUAACAACAUUGUAGUUAUUACUCUACAAUCCUAACCUAAAUGACAGAGUGAAAAAAAGGAAGCCUGUACAGAAACAAAAUCUUCCAAAACAUGCAUCCUAUUUGCAACAAGGCAUUAAAGUAAAACUGCAGAAAAUGUAGAGAAGGAAUUAACUUUAUGUCCUUAAUACAAAGCGUUAUGAUUGGGGCAAAUACAACACAACACAUCACUCUUCAUUUUUUCAAACUUGGUGGUGGCUUCAUCAUGGUGGAGUUUUUUAGAAUAAAAAGAAAUGGAAUAGAGCUAAACACAGGCAAAAUCCUAGAGGAAAACCUGGUUCAGUCUGCUUUCCAACAGACACUGGGAGACAAAUUUACCUUUCAGCAGGACAAUAACCUAAAUCACAAGGCCAAAUUUACACUGGAGUUGCUCACCAAGACGACAUUGAAUGUUCCUGAGUGGCCUAGUUACAGUUUUGAAUUAAAUCGGCUUAAAUAUGGCAAGACUUGAAAAUGGCUGUCUAGCAAUGAUCAACAACCAACUUGACAGAGCUUGAAUAUUUUUUUUCUGAAUAAUGUGCAACUAUUUUACAAUCCAGGUGUGCAAAGCUCUUCAGAGAUUUACCCCAAAAUACUCCCAGCUGUAAUAACUGCCAAAGGUGAUUCUAACAUGUAUUGACUGAGGGGUAUGAAUACUUAUAGUACCAGUCAAAAGUUUGGACACACCUACUCAUUCAAGGGAUUUUCUUAAUUUUUUACUAUUUUCUACAUUGUAGAAUGAUAGGGAAGACAUCAAAACGAUGAAAUAACAUAUAUGGAAUCAUGUAGUAACCCAAAAAGUGUUAAACAAAUCAAAAUAUAUUUUAGAUUUUAGAUUCUUCAAAUAGGCACCAUUUGCCUUGAUGACAGCUUUGCACACUCUUGGCAUUCUCUCAACCAGCUUCAUGAGGAAUGCUUUUCCAACAGUCUUGAAGGAGUUCCCAGAUAUGCUGAGCACUUGUUGGCUGCUUUUCCUUCACUCUGCGGUCCAACUCAUCCCAAACCAUUUCAAUUGGAUUGAGGUCGGGAGAUUGUGGAGGCCAGGUCAUCUGAUGCAGCACUCCAUCUCUCUCCUUCUUGGUCAAAUAGCCCUUACACAGCCUGGAGGUGUGUUUUGGGUAAUUGUCCUGUUGAAAAACAAAUGAACAAACCAGAUGGGGUGGCGUAUCACUGCAGAAUGAUGAGGUAGCCAUGCUGGUUAAGUGUGCCUUGAAUUCUAAAUAAAUCAUGACAGUGUCACCAGCAAAUCACCCCCACACCUUCACACCACCUCCUCCAUGUUUCACGGUGGGAACCACACAUGCGGAGAUCAUCCGUUCACCUACUCUGCGUCUCACAAAGACAUGGCGGUUGGAACCAAAAAUCUCUAAUUUGGACUCAUCAGACCAAAGGACAGAUUUCCACAGGUCUAAUGUCCAUUGCUCGUGUUUCUUGGCCCAAGCAAGUCUCUUCUUCUUAUUGGUUUAUUUGCAGCAAUUUGACCAUGAAGGCCUGAUUCAUGCAGUCUCCUCUGAACAGUUGAUGUUGAGAUGUGUCUGUUACUUGAACUCUGUGAAGCAUUUAUUUGGGCUGCAAUUUCUGAGGCUGGUAACUCUAAUGAACUUAUCCUUUGCAGCAGAGGUAACUCUGGGUCUUCCAUUCCUGUGGCGGUCCUCAUGAGAGCCAGUUUCAUCAUAGCACUUGAUGGUUUUUGCGACUGCACUUGAAGAAACUUUAAAAGUUCUUGAAAUGUUCCAUAUUGACUGACCUUCAUGUCUUAAAGUAAUGAUGGACUGUCGUUUCUCUUUGAUUAUUUGAGCUGUUCUUGCCAUAAUAUGGACAUGGUCUUUUACCAAAUUGGGCUAUCUUCUAUAUACCACCCCUACCUUGUCACAACACAACUGAUUGGCUCAAACGCAUUUAGAAGGAAAGAAAUUCCACAAAUUAACUUUUCAGAAAGCACACCUGUUAAUUGAAAUGCAUUCCAGGUGACUACCUCAUGAAGCUGGUUGAGAGAAUGCCAAGAGUGUGCAAAGCUUUCAUCAAGGCAAAGGGUGGCUAUUUGAAGAAUCUCAAAUAUAAAAUAUAUUUUGAUUUGUUUAACACUUUUUUGGUUACCACAUGAUUCCAUAUGUGUUAUUUCAUAGUGUUGAUGUCUUCACUAUUAUUCUACAAUGUAGAAAAUAGUAAAAAAUAAAGAAAAACCCUGGAAUGAGUAGGUGUGUCCAAACUUUUGACUGGUACUUUAUAUACAGUGCAUUCCAAUUUUUCCACAUUUUGUCAUGUUACAUUCUUAUUCUAAAAUUGAUUAAAUUGUUUUUUUUCCCCUCAUCAAUCUACACACAAUACCCCAUAAUGACAAAGCAAAAACUGGUUUUUAGACAUUUUUGCAAAUGUAUUAAAAAUAAAUAACUUAAAUAUCACAUUUACAUAAGUAUUCAGACCCUUUACUCAGUACUUUGUUGAAGCACCUUUGGCAGCGAUGACAGUUUCGAGUCUUCUUGGGUAUGACGCUACAAGCUUGGCACACCUGUAUUUGGGGAGUUUCUCCCAUUCUUCUCUGCAGAUCCUCUCAAGCUCUGUCAGGAUGGAUGAGGAACGUCACUGCACAGCUAUUUUCAGGUCUCUCCAGAGAUUCAGGCCAGAGAGUUCAAUCUUGGUUUCAUCAGACCAGAGAAUCUUGUUUCUCAUGGUCUGAGAGUCCUUUAGGUGCCUUUUGGCAAACUCCAAGCGUGCUGCCAUGUGCCUUUUACUGAGGAGUGGCUUCCGUCUGGCCACUCUACCAUAAAGGCCUGAUUGGUGGAGUGCUGCAGAGAUGGUUGUCCUUCUGAAAGAUUCUCCCAUCUCCACAGAGGAACUGUCAGAGUGACCAUCGGGUUCUUGGUCACCUCCCUGACCAAGGCCCUUCUUCACCGAUUGCUCAGUUUGGCCGGGCAGCCAGCUCUAGGAAGAGUCUUGGUAGUUCCAAACUUCUUCUAUUUAAGAAUGAUGGAGGCCACUGUGUUUUGGUACCCUUCCCCAAAUCUGUGCCUCGACGCAAUUCUGUCUUGAAGCUCUACAUACAAUUCCUUCAACUUCAUGGUUUGGUUUUUGUUCUGACAUGCACUGUCAACUGUGGGACCUCAUAUAGACAGGUGUGUUCCUGUCCAAUCAAUUGAAUUUACCACAGGUGGACUCCAAUCAAGUUGUAGAAACAUCUCAAGGAUGAUCAAUGGAAACAGGAUGCACCUGAGCUCAAUUUCAAGUCUCAUAGCAAAGGGUCUGAAUACUUAUGUAAAUAAGGUAUUUCUGUUUUUGAGAAAAAACCUGUUUCCGCUUUGUCAUUAUGGGGUAUUGUGUGUAGAUUGAUGAGGGAAAUGUUUUAUUUAAUCCAUUUUAGAAUAAGGCUGUAACGUAACAAAAUGUGGAAAAAGUCAAGGUGUCUGAAUACUUUCUGAAUGCACUGUAUAUACAGUCUAAUAUUUAUUUUUUAAGUCGGGACCCGUGGUCCGUAUUGACCCUGUUCUGGGUCUGGAUCCUGACCGCGGUCUGCUAGUUGAGUAUGGCUGACAUAGAGGGUCUCUGAUUAUUCACUCUGAUUGAAACACUCCUGCAAUAUGUGUUUUAUACAGUCAUGUAAUGCUACUGUCAAAGUGUUCUAAACUUUUGGCUGGCUACUUAUCAUAGAAUCAAAGUAAUGUGAAGCUAACAUAGUUUGAGAGAAGAAAUUCAAGAAUUUAAAGGCUUUGUAAUUUGGUAAAUAAUUAUGGUCAUUUCGCUGUGUCCUAAAGGCGCAAGUUCCAUUCUGGCUGUAAAUGAAUGUGUUCCCUGUUUCAGUUCUCUCUCCUCCCACCAUGCAUUUCAUAGCACCCUGAGGACACUUUUUUGGCUUCAGAAACACCAUCACCAUAGCAACAUAGUCUUAAAUACCCCUUAAAGGUAGAAUUAUUCUCUAUUAUUAGACGUGUUCUCGUACAAAAAGAUGCAUUUACUCUCUGAGUACAAAAAGCAAGUCUAUUUAUUUAUCCCUUUUGAUGUAAAUAAGGAAAUGAAAAUGUUGGUGUUGAGUCACUGAUUGAUCAAGUUUUUGUGAAUGAGCAUUUGAAAUGCCGUACAGUUCUCUUAAAUUAAGUAGUAUAUCUCUACUAAUUUCUCUUUCUGCAUGAACUUGGUUAGACUUAAAUUGAAGUGUUCUUUAUGACACAUUCAUAACAGUAUCCUAACACUUUUACUGCCCAAGUAAUCUGCCACUCUACAUAGUAUGAGUUGCAUUCUAGGCCAAAUGAUUAGUUCAUCGUGACGCAUUCUAACCUAGCUGUCGGCUUUCCGUUGUCUCCUCUACCCACUCCUCUUUAUACUCUGUUCUCACUCUGACCAAAGUGCUGUGUGGGUAUCGGAAGCUAACACAAUUACCAGUGCAAGGCUCCGUGAAGAGCACUGUGGAGGCUUCAAUAGAAUAGACCUCUGAUGCAGCUCCCGCUUGUCAAGGUUACAGAAAACUACUGUGUCAAUGGGCACAGUACGCUAUAGAGAUAUUGACAAUUUGUGGAGCAGAACAUAUUAACAGUGUUUUUAAGUAAAAAUGGUACUGUUUGGAUGGUGCUUCUUUACAUGUUAUAUGUCUGUCUUUGUAUGCAUGAAGUAUUACCUCUCUCUCUCUUUCCCUCUCUCUCUGGCUCCAUCUGUGCACAUACAGUUUGUGAGUUUGUCAGUUUGUGUGUGUGCAGUAACUCUAACACGCUGUUAUAUGUCUCCUGCAGGGUAUUGAGAAAGUUCCAGUACCUGCUGAACCCCAGACAGGUGUACAGUCUGGACCGAGAGGGACCCAUGGUGGGGUAA